GAGAGAAGUCAAACAAACAGGGUAGUCCCUGGGGCACGACGAAGAGCAUUGGAAACGAUUCGAAACAAUAGCAGCGAUUGGGAUUCGAAAAGAAGAGGAGGAAGAAGGCGAGUAACGAGAAAGAGGAUAAAGAUGUCGAACCAGGAGGAGAAGCCACAACGUUGGUCGUUGACGAAGGUAACGCCACGAUCACAUCUCGCCACUACCGACUUUACACGUUGGAGCUGCAUAAAUCUCUUGGGGUGCGAUCUCUCAUGA
This is a messenger RNA of Acanthamoeba castellanii str. Neff, 258 nucleotides long. RefSeq lists its product as uncharacterized. NCBI's taxonomy places the organism in Eukaryota, Discosea, Longamoebia, Acanthamoebidae. The annotation marks the transcript as partial. The transcript is spliced from 2 exons. The record is from RefSeq and is a predicted model, not a curated record.